Owenia fusiformis is the source of this 1221-nucleotide messenger RNA. The record is from the annotation of a GenBank genome assembly. NCBI's taxonomy places the organism in Eukaryota, Metazoa, Annelida, Polychaeta, Sabellida, Oweniidae.
CUCGGAUAUAUUGAGCGGGCUAGUUUUAUAUUUAACAAAAUAAUAACAAACAGGCAUUCAAAACGAAAGCAUAUAUUUUAUCCAAUACAACGUGAAAAAGUAUGCACAUUGAUUAUACUGUAGGAUAAAAACAUGUGGAUAAAAACAGAAUUGUGGCUUGUUAUUGUUAUGGUCACGAUGACCCCGAAACUAAGGGAACACAAACAGAACUGGAUCCUCUCCGUUACUAUGACACUUAGGUUUAUGGCAUGCAUAGAGUGUGCACCUUCUUCACAAGGCAGAGCAUGUCAUGAACUGAAAGAAUAUAAGAUGAAAUACCCGGAUGGCACAAGUAACUGCGUUCCUUGCUCAAAGUGUCAAAAAGGACAAUGUGUUGCCAGCCAUUGUUUUGAAUACACAGACACUACAUGCCGAACGCCCCGUCAGAAUGAAUACAUUGAAGGACAUGUCUGCACGGUUUGCAGUGAUUGUGGAAAUAAUAGGAUCGUACUUCGAAACUGCACAAAACAUGCUGAUACAGAUUGCGGGGACUGCGAAUCAGGCUAUACAUGGGACCCAAUGAUUGAAGAUUGCGUGUUAUCAAACAACGCGAUCGUAUCUUCAUUGCCAAGAGCAUCCAUUGCAUUCAUAGCAGAACCAUCUGGGUAUUUCACAACGCUAAAACCAGAGCAAAGGGUAACUCCUCAGGAAGGAAUACCUGGUGUACCUGGGAACGCUUGGAUAUAUGUCGUUGGCGUUGUUGGAGGGCUAGUGGUACUGGUAGUCUUAGGCCUCGGAUUUGUAUUGGCCUGUGUCAAAGUUAAAAAGUGUCAAAAGCAAAGAUAUACCCACAGGGGUGAGAAUGAAAGAAGAGACAACAAUGAAAGUUCAGCUACGUUAUUAGAGGACAACCGCGAUGACAAAGGAGUGGAAAAUGCAUCGUCAACUGAUUGCCAACAAAGUAAAGAGUCUGAACAAUACCAUUCGGCCUCAAAUGAUGAAAAAGGUAUCAACCUGUUUACAAACGGUCAUGCAUCGUGCAACAUGGAUGGAAAGCAGGAGCCAAUAGAACGAAUCCCAUGAUUACUACAUUAACUUCCAUCAACAAGUAUCUGUGAUAUUCAAACGUCAUAAUCAAACCAUCCAACGCGUGUGUUCAUGACGUUUAAUGAAGUUGACUUGAGACAUUUUAUUCUACAUCUUUUUAUAUGUACAUGGUACGCAAUUGUAGAUAUCGCAUAA